AUGUCAAGUAGUCCAUUUCCGUAUACUUGUGAGUUAUGUGGCGUAGAAGGUUUAACAGACGAAGGCAUGCGCUCACAUACCCUAGAGGCACACGUCGCUGGAAGACCAGAAUGUCCGUUCUGCGACUGUGCAGUCCCCCAACCACAGCUGGUAGGGCACGUCCAAAGAGCCCACCUCCAUUAUUUGACACCGGAGAGAGAACUGAUGGCGUUUAUUGACGAUCAAAGUCCCAGCUUCGAUGAUGACUCAAAAAUGACGACAACAGACAGCUGUAGUUAUAAUACCCCAGGUUCCAUCAACGGAUGGCACAGCCCCGACACCUCAUCAUCUUUCCAUAAUGGAGCCAUUUCCAAAAACUCAUACCAUAAUGGAUACCAAGACAAGGAUGGCUAUAGAAAUGACAAAGACGACGAUAGAUGCACGAGGUCGCCGAAAAAUAUUAAUCUUGCUAACGGUUUGAAGAAUAUAAAUAUUAGUAAUGGGGUUGUUCCUAAAAAGAUUCAAAGUCGACAGGGUUCCCAUGAAGGGGAUGUAGUCAAUGGACAUGAGAAAAGAGGAGCACAUUCGAGUCCGAGCCACCACAAUAGCGGUAGUUAUGAAGGCUCACCUAAUAAAAAUAAGUUGUUAAUGGCGAGUGCAGGCCAAGGAUCUCCAUUAAGAUCGCAAUUAGCUUUAAAACUAAAACCUAAUACACCUAAAAAAGCAGCACCUACACCAAGCCCGACUGUACAGUGUCUUUUAUGUGAUUUCACAUCAACAUGUCCAAAGAAAUUAGAAGAGCACAUAAAUCGUGCGCAUUUCGAUCUCACAUCGCCGUCCGUGAUGGGGAAUGCGAAUGCUAACCCGGAUAACCCUACUAUUGGGGUUACUAAUCCCACUUUGACCCUGGAGAAUCCAACGUUGGGAUUGAGCGCAAUGGCUUUGUCUCCAGGGCCUCAUAGCUCGUCUUAUCAAUGCCCUAUAUGUGAAAGAGAUUUUACCAACUGUUCUGAUGUGGAAGUUCAUGUUAAUGUUGAACAUCGCGAUAUUCUAAGUCCACAGAAAUCCGAUCAAGUGGACAACGCCUCCUGUGAGGAUGUGGUUAUGAUGGAAGAAAGUCCGGUUAGCAACUGUCCGGUUUGCUGUCAACCACUGCCAUUGUCACAACAUGAGUUGAUUCAACACAUAGAGGAACAUUUUGAGAGAGGUGAAGAGGGUGCAGCAUCACUCACCGCGGCUGAAAGAGAAGCACAGAGAAAUAGAGAAGAACAUGAAUUCCAACUUUUGAGAGCGCAGUACGGCAUGGAGGAAGAGGAUGAAGAGGGGUACACGAGCCGCGCGAGCAACAGCCUGAAGCGCGCGGUGUACAGCGGCGCGCUGUCGGUGGCCGGCUACUACGAGCGCAGCCUCGGCCUGCGCCGCGCCGCCGCCGCCGGACGCGACGCCGGCGCCUCCCGCACCGACGGAAUUUUAGAAAGAAUAGCUCAUCUAAAUGCUCAGAAUCCAAGUAUAGUGAAGACUUACUUAUGUAGCGGAGUGGACCACUAUGCAAGCACAUACGGCGACAGGGGAUGGGGGUGCGGAUACAGAAAUAUGCAGAUGGUGUUGUCAUCACUGCUGAAGAAUCCUGAAUACGCGACGCUGCUGGAAGGCGUGGUGGAAUGCGAGUGUGUACCGUCCAUCCCCCGCCUUCAACUUCUCGUCGAGAGCGCCUGGAAGAUGGGCUUCGACACGCAGGGCUCGGAACAACUUGGGUCUAAAUUAUACAACACCAGAAAGUGGAUUGGAGCUUGUGAAGUGGUCACCGUACUCUCGUCACUUAGGAUAAGAUGUCAACUGAUCGACUUCCACAAGCCGACGGGCGCCGACGGCAGCCACCCCGCGCUGUUCGAGUGGGUGCUGCGGUACUUCCAGAACGAACCCAACGGGUUUAAGGCUCCACUCUACCUGCAGCAUCAAGGUCAUUCCCGAACAAUAAUAGGGUAUGAAAAACAUAAAGAUGGCAAAGCAACUUUACUGGUGUUAGAUCCUUCGCACUCUCCCGCGCAGGUGCGGGCGGCGGUGUGCGGCGGCGCGGCGGCGGGCGGCGGGGCCCUGCGGCUGCUGCGGCGCGGCGCGGCGGCGCUCCGCGCGCGACAGUACCAGCUGCUGGCAGUCACCGGCGUCUGCACCCACCACCACGACUACGAGGCGAGCAAGGUGCUACAGUCUGUGCGCAUCCCAUAG
Molecule: messenger RNA, 2205 nt
Organism: Achroia grisella
Lineage: Eukaryota; Metazoa; Arthropoda; Insecta; Lepidoptera; Pyralidae
Product: zinc finger-containing ubiquitin peptidase 1-like
Exons: 15
Coding region: 1-2205 (734 amino acids)
Source: RefSeq, a predicted model, not a curated record